Molecule: messenger RNA, 1710 nt
Organism: Anoplopoma fimbria (sablefish)
Lineage: Eukaryota; Metazoa; Chordata; Actinopteri; Perciformes; Anoplopomatidae
Product: glutathione S-transferase A-like
Exons: 6
Coding region: 121-801 (226 amino acids)
Biological process (GO): glutathione metabolic process
Molecular function (GO): glutathione transferase activity
Source: RefSeq, a predicted model, not a curated record
UAACCGUGGAAAGAGUAACAACACAUUCCUUUUUUCUAGUGCGCAUUUAUUAUCUCGUCUGAACGCGUACGGUACCGUGUCAGCAGUGACAGGCUUCCAGGCCGGUAAACCUACAACACCAUGGCCCAGGACAUGACUCUGCUGUGGGGCUCCGGCUCUCCUCCCUGCUGGAGGGUCAUGAUCGCUCUGGAGGAGAAGAACCUGCAGGGCUACAACCAGAAACUGCUCUCCUUUGAGAAAAUGGAGCACAAGUCCCAGGAGGUGUUAGAUAUUAAUCCAAGGGGACAGCUUCCCUCUUUCAAACAUGGUGACAUCAUCGUGAAUGAAUCCUACGCAGCCUGUUUCUACCUGGAGAGUCAGUUCAAGUCUCAGGGAACUAAACUGAUCCCAGACAGCCCUGCUGAACAAGCACUGAUGUACCAACGCAUGUUUGAGGGUCUCUCCUUCUACGAUAAACUCAAUACAGUUAUCUACUAUAACUGGUUUGUCCCUGAAGAAGAGAGGCAUGACUCAGCUCUAAAGAGAAACAUGGAAGCUCUUACCACUGAGAUCAAGCUCUGGGAGGGUUACCUGCAGAAGCUGGGCUCGGGCUCUCACCUGGCAGGACCGUCCUUCUCUCUGGCAGAAGUGAUCGUCUUUCCAACUAUCGCUACUCUUUUCAGAUUUGGGUUGUCUGCAGAGCGUUACCCUAAACUGGGAGAGUAUUACGCUCUGUUGAAGGAUCGGCCCAGCAUCAAAGCCAGCUGGCCUCCUCAUUGGCUGGAGAACCCGAAGGGACAAGACACACUCAAAGACGCCUGAGAGCCACGCACACACUUCACAGCCUAGUCUGCCUGUACUGUUUUGUUUUUCAUAAACAUGCUUUGGCUUUUGUUCAAUAUAGUUCCAGCUCUCAGUUUGUCAAAUAGGAUUAAGCUUUUUUUUUUUGUUAUUUCUGAUAAUAACUAGGAAAGAAAGUGUUGAGAUUAGCAGUAAGAUCUGGGUGUUCAUGUUAGAACUACAGAAAUGUGCUUCUUGUCAAACUAGCUUUAGUAUUUAGUAAAAAGGUUUCUGUCAGUCUUUUUUCUGUCAAAGCUUUGCCAAGAAAUCAUUUGAUAACACAGGCUUUAUUAAACUGCAUCAUGUGAUGAUUGCAGAGUAGUAGGCACAGGCUGGAGGCAAACUUUCUAAUUGUGUUGGUGUUGACAUGGCAGCUUUUGUUGCCAAGAUACACAGCAUGUAUACUUAGCAUCCAUGUCUGUUGAGAAAUGCAUACAAUCCAUUAUAACAGCAGCAUUGAAUGUGUGUUGACUCUUUCUUUGUUUGAUUAUUUUUUAAAUAGGUUUCAACCUAUUUUCUUGUACUAAAUAACCUCCAUUACUGUGAACAUGUCUUUUAGGCUUUGCAUGUGCACUUAUUUUUGAACCAGUAUAUCUGAUAAACAAUUUAACUAAAGCAUGCAGCAAAUAAAGUCAAGAUGUUACUGCUAAGUAAGGCUUGUAUUAGAGUUUUGACUGUAUUGUAGCUGAACACAACAUUGCAUUGUACCCUAUAAACUGGUAAUGUUAAAGUCAAGCCGGGGGGAAAAAAAGAGAUAGAAAAGGGUAGGUGGAGUCCUUGACAAUGACCCUGUGGUUUUAUGGUUUCAAUGGCUGUGCCAAAAGUGGUUUGCUCUGCACAAAGGCAAAUGAAAUGCCCUGUGUUGGCAUGACUUUGCAUGUAUGAGAUAAG